AUAAGCGCUCCUAGAAAAGCUUCUCACCAUGUAGUCAACUAUGGAGUUCUCUGACGCCCAGCUUUGCAUUCUCAUUGAUGAAUGAAAACAAAGAAAUGCUGAGUAUCAUGCUCUGAGUAAGAAGAAAUAUUUCUUUUGGGAUAAUAUUGCUGGAAAAUAAACAAACAAGAAAAUAUAAAUUACUUCACUGGCGAAGAUUGUUAUAAAAAUUCUUAAGUCUCAUGAAAGCUUUUUACACAAUGAAAAAAAUAUAGAGAAAGAACUGGGAACAAGAGAAAGUUGGGGAGAAGUUAUAUGAGGAGUUCUCAACGAAGCCAGAACCAGGUAAUUGUUUCUGGGAAAAUAAGUGAGUGGUACCCAAAAUUAACACAAUUUUUUUUUCAUUUGCUAGAACUUCCAUUCGAAUGAAAAUAUUAGGUCAGGGUUCACCUUCAACGGCCAAGUUGUCUUCAAGAGUAUCUUCGAUCUCUACACCUGAAUGGUUGAGUUCUGAAACUGAGCAAUCAGUUCCCCCUCGUAGCAUAUCUAAGAAAUCAUCAAAAGUUGACAAGGAGGUGCCAUCAAGAUCAGUGACACCAUCCAUAGAAGAACCUGCUGUUUCUAGGCCUGUAACACCUACAAUUCUUCCUUCCUUUCGCAAAACACGAAUGUAAUUAAUGUCAAGCAGAGUUAGUCUGUUUUUUAUUAAGUGGCGGUUAUGUUAGCUACUAUUUUUUCAGGGCGUGAACACAGUGGGUGGGCAGGGCACAAUAGAUUACAAAACAAAUGUAUUAUUCAUUAUUGUGAUAUCGCUUGUGAAAUAAAAAUAAAGGUAUAGCAGGAAAAUCGUGUAUCAAAAUUUAC
Messenger RNA from Rhizophagus irregularis DAOM 181602=DAOM 197198, 843 nucleotides. NCBI's taxonomy places the organism in Eukaryota, Fungi, Glomeromycota, Glomeromycetes, Glomerales, Glomeraceae. The record is from RefSeq and is a predicted model, not a curated record.